CAAGGAAACUGAGAAGCUGAAGCAAGGAAACACCCCUGUAUACUUCACCUCACCCCCACGACCAUAGUGUGCGUGUGUGUGUGUGUGUGUGUGUGUGUGUGUGUGUGUGUGUGUGUGUGUGUGUAUCAAGAACUUAUUAAAGAAAUACCAAAAAACCUGUUGGCCACGAUGUUAUGAUGAACUGUUAAGUGUGUUGACGCAGCGGGGAAGAUCUCUGUAUUACCCAGGGGUCUCUGUGUCACCCAGGAGGACUUGAGUAAGAAUACAGCAUGGUAGAGCCCGUCGGAGCUAUGGCAAUGUUUGUGUUGCGGCUGGCGGGGCUGCUGUCUCUCGAGAACGCCAUCAAGGAGCAGGAGGCCAACCUCACCCACCAGGCCCUCAACUUCACCAGUCUGGGCUUCACUCCAGACACCUCUAAUUACACGUGGUCGUCACCACAGGUGCAGCCUCCAAAGGUCAACUCCACCACCCCGAGCAGUGACGACAGCGAGCUACCAUCUAUGGCAGCCUCUCAACUUGGCGUCACUACACCUGCUUCUGUAGAUAACUUCCUUAAUCCUACACCUACUGUAGUAUCACACUAUAUUAAUAUUAAACAACCGCCAAAAAUAAAUGAGUCUCCAAAUUACGCAUCAGCGGCGCCAGGCACCUUCACCAGUUAUAAUAGGAAAAAUAUAGUGGACGGAGACAUAACAGACGAUUCAAUAGAGUUGUUACCCAGAGCGAGUCCUCUGUCUGACACGAGAGAUUUUAAUGAAGGAAGCGAUAUACAGCCAUAUGGCUCUCAGCCUGUUGAGCACACUGAGCUACAGGUAAGGAAACCUGAGGAGGAGGCGGGAGGGCGUGAGAGAGAAGAAAUUGUAGUGCAGAAGGUACAGGGAAGUGUCAAAAGCAGUGCUGAUAGUGGAGAGGAUGGCAGAGGAGGAACCUUGAUGGGGCCUGGCGAGGAUUCCCCAGCUUUCGUAAGGAUACAAAUAGACACAGGAGAGGAUCCUCGUGCAGCUGAAGGAACUCUCAGAAUAAGUGUUGUGACUUACAGCCCAGGACCAGAAGACUUUCCACAAGUCGACAGGGGGGCAGUCAGGGGUGGUGAUCUGGUGACUCUCUCCUCAGCUGUUACAACAUCUACACCUACACCCAUGCCCACACUCCCACCAACACUCUCACCACCCACUCUCCCACCAACACCCACACCACCCACACUUCCACCAACACCCACAUCGCCCACACAAUCACAUCCCCGCCUUGAGGCUCUUAUUGAAGAAGACGACGUGUCAGGCCUCAUCGAUGCCCCUAAGCUUGCAGGUCUAGAAGCACCCUCCGAGAACUUCGUUGACAGUGACUUCGAGUACUAUGACUUCGGCACUCAGUACCAAACAAUGACUCCCAACCCAACUUUGUCUUCCCUGAGCCUGGUAAGCGCCGUGCCUGUCAGAGUGCCCGCCAGGCCCCCAGAGCCCCGUAGAAAACCACAAAUGAGGAAACCUGCCCCUGGUAGACCACGGAAGGUCCCUCCAGUGAGACCUAUACCCCCGAUUCCCCCUGUACCCCCUGCUCAACCCCAGAGACCCGUGGUGAGGAACAAUCCCUACCCUUACGGCCCCUUACGUCUGCCAGGACCAUACUCACCCAUCGGCCCCAACCUGCCCCCAACCAGGGACACCAGCGAGGAGCGGGUCGUGACCGAGUACAACUACGAAGAGGAUUACUACUAUGACCUUGAGGACAACGUGGAGGCCAAGUAUGAGGUGCAGACGAAGGAGCCUCCUGUCCUCUUUGUGUUCGACAGACCUGGCUACUCUCCGGAACCUCCCACCACCAUGGUCCCUCCCACACGAGCGCCCACACCCAGUGACCCAUGGGAUUGUUCCCCUAGAUGCCCCAGGUACACGCUAAUUGACUGGAACAUGGACUAUGACGUGAGAAUGUAUCCGGAGACACUGUGGGUGAGCACCAUCAUGAUCUCCGACAACCGGGUCCUCGCUGAGCUGGAGGGAUACAUGCGCAUCCAAGACUACUUCUACGGCCUCAACGACCAAGGGAUGGUGCUCAACCUGACCGUGCCCUUCGUGACGCAGAUCAAAUAUGGGAAGCAUCCCGGAGUCUUGGCGGAGACCAAUGACUACACGGUGUCCCUCUAUGUCCAGCCCACCUACUAUGAGAACAUGGAGAUCCCCACCCCCAUCAGUAAUGAGGUCCUUGUUGAUGAAUUGGAGACCAAGACAGUGUUUGUGCACAGCUUUGAGGCUAAUGUGUGGGAUGUAACAGAAAGCUUCCUGGAGGAGAAGGUUCAAACCCUGAUGGAGCAACUCAGACACAACGGUGAGGCCUUCCUCGACCGCUACUACUACCUCGCCUCCUACAGUAGGCCAGAGCUGUACCAGACGGUGUAUUAUGAGAUAUGGAUUUAUGCCACCAACUUCCGUGACCCCCAAACCACCAGUAAGUCCACCAGCUACAACAGGCGGCCACAGACCAACAAGAUCACGCAGAAGACUCUCAAUAAGCUCUGUCGAGGUGUGGAGUGUCCCAAAUUUGAGGUGCUGAGAACGUACAAAUAUGGCAUCCAGAAGAGACGUUACUACCAUGGACUAUUUGCCUCCACGUCCUCCACAGAGUGUCAGUUUACCACCAUGAGUGUGUGGAAGGGUUUCAUGCCACUUCAUUUAUAUAAGCACGGUGUCAACUCACACAUGGAGGUGAUUGAGGCCACUCGACCCAUAGCUCUGGUGCACAUUCUGGAUUCCACAGACCCUAAUACGGAGUGUCCUCAGAACCUCACCAUGUCCCUCUACCUCCCACACCGACUCCACUCCAACCCACCGAUUACCGGAUAUGCUGCACCUAACGUACACAUCACAGCUCUGGAUGAUGUGAUCGUGUACGCCUACACUGUCGGAGGGUACCUGCUGGACCCGGGAAGAGUACGCAAGGAGCUCUCUGACAUGAAGUACAGGCUUUCAGAAUUUGGAGCUUGUUACAAGGACGACGAGCAUUACGUUGUCAUAUAUGAUUUUAUUGUUCGGUACCAUGGACGCCAGAAUGAAAUUUGGGUAGUGGCAGAAAAUUGCAAAGCAACACACAACGGUUAGACACUAUUUAUUUACUGUAAAUCAAAUCUUAGAAUUAUUAGAAAUGUUUGAUAAUAAAAUAUAAUGACAAUUUAAGAAUACAGUACAAGUUAUCUAGGGUUUUAUUAUGGACCGAUGUAACAGGUCACAUUAUGCCUCUUCACUCGUUUUUAUCCAAGGUGUAAAAUUACCUAGACCAAGGUUGACUCGAGCCUAUAACUCUCACCAAUAUGUUAAGAGUUUGAGUCGUGCUUGGCUCGGACACAUGUGAGAAGGGUGUUAUCCAGUGUGACCUUAUCAAAUAUCACAGGUUUCCCAGACUCCUGUUUCCUCCUGUACUAAUGCUGGAUAGACCAACCGUCCAAAUGGCUAUGAUGAAGCUGAUAACUGGUGAUAAUAAUAAUAAUACUGUGACAAAAAACCUAACUUCCUGGAUGAGCUUGGCUGGGUGUUAACUGGUCUGGGCCAGAGUGCACCCUGGUAAAAAUAGGCCAAGAUAUUAACUGGCUUGUGUCACUGGAAGAAAACCUUUAUUUAUUUGAUGAUAAAGAAAUUAACUCAAUUUUAGAUAAUAUGUAUAUACAGUAUACUAUGUUUCAUGUUGAUCCACAAUGAAAACGUGGAUAAGAUAAAUCGUGAUAAAAUCACACGGGAAAAGGGAAACAACGGAGCAAGUUGCCUCUGAAGAUGUCUUGAAUAAAGACGAAAGCUAAGGUGCUCCGUUGUUUCCCUUUUCCCGUGUGAUUUUAUCAAGUGUACUAUGUACGUACUGGAACUAUUGGUGACUUUUAUUGUGUUUUGGUAACUACAGUCAGUUCUGCUAUAACGCGAUAGUUGUGUUUUUGUAAAAUAUCGUGUUAUAGAAAAUCUCGUAAUAGAAAUAACAGGGCUUUAUGGAGAAAAUGGGGUUAGGUGCAGAUUACUACU
Messenger RNA from Homarus americanus (American lobster), 3998 nucleotides. RefSeq lists its product as uncharacterized. The transcript has 11 exons. Bases 270 to 3092 code for a protein of 940 amino acids. The record is from RefSeq and is a predicted model, not a curated record. NCBI's taxonomy places the organism in Eukaryota, Metazoa, Arthropoda, Malacostraca, Decapoda, Nephropidae.